Molecule: messenger RNA, 2063 nt
Organism: Nothoprocta perdicaria
Lineage: Eukaryota; Metazoa; Chordata; Aves; Tinamiformes; Tinamidae
Gene: RAC1
Product: Rac family small GTPase 1
Exons: 6
Coding region: 162-740 (192 amino acids)
Biological process (GO): motor neuron axon guidance; regulation of actin cytoskeleton organization; cortical cytoskeleton organization
Cellular component (GO): dendritic spine; plasma membrane; cytoplasmic vesicle
Molecular function (GO): GTPase activity; protein kinase binding; GTP binding
Source: RefSeq, a predicted model, not a curated record
CCUGUUUCCCUGCAGUCCUCCCUCUCUCCGCCUUGGGUGGUGGCCGCUGCCUCGUCGCCGCUGCCGGGCACAGGGCGGAGGCGGCCGCGACCCGGUGCGGACCCCGCCGCCCCCUCCCUGCCUCCCGCGCCGAGCAGCCCCGCGGCGGCGGCGCAGCCCCGAUGCAGGCCAUCAAGUGUGUCGUGGUGGGCGACGGUGCUGUAGGUAAAACAUGCCUACUCAUCAGUUACACAACCAAUGCAUUCCCUGGAGAAUAUAUACCCACUGUUUUUGACAACUACUCUGCUAAUGUAAUGGUUGAUGGGAAACCAGUCAACCUGGGCUUGUGGGAUACAGCUGGACAAGAGGACUAUGACAGACUGCGCCCGCUCUCCUAUCCACAAACAGACGUGUUCCUCAUCUGCUUUUCCCUUGUGAGCCCGGCCUCCUUUGAAAAUGUCCGUGCGAAGUGGUAUCCUGAGGUGCGGCACCACUGCCCCAACACCCCCAUCAUCCUAGUGGGCACCAAACUCGACCUCCGAGAUGAUAAAGACACUAUUGAAAAACUGAAGGAGAAGAAGCUGACGCCCAUCACCUACCCACAGGGCCUCGCCAUGGCGAAAGAGAUCGGUGCCGUGAAGUACCUAGAAUGCUCAGCACUUACGCAGCGAGGCCUCAAGACAGUGUUCGAUGAAGCCAUUCGAGCAGUUCUGUGCCCCCCUCCUGUAAAGAAGAGGAAGAGAAAAUGCCUGCUGCUGUAAUGCCCCCGCGAACCCUGUGCUCUGCUCGGACAAGGGAGCACUCACAUCCAAUGCCAAGUUUUUCUGUUAUAAAUUAGUUCUCUUCCAUACAUUUUUUUGAACCAAUCAACAAUUUCAUGGUUUCAUUUGUUUAAAGUCUGAAAGUUACUUUUCAUUCUACUAAAAGCAAAAUCCUAAAAAGACAAACCUAUGUAAAGCCUUAUUUUUAAAAUCCUAUUCUUGCUCAAUUAAUUAAUUAAGUGUUGCCAAACUAUCUGCUGAACUAAGUUGCAUUGUUGUGCUACAAACACUAAGCACUAAACUUUUUUAAAGAUUCUUCUUGAAGAUGACUCUAAUUUGUGUUAGGAAAUGCAAAAACACUUUCUAGUUUUUCACAGUGAGUAACAGUACAGUAUAAUUAGCAAAACACUGCAGUCUAAUGUGUUUUAUCCGAUGUUUCCUUGGCCUGCAGUCGUUGCCUACCGUUGUGUAUGGAACCUAAAUCAUUGACAAUGACUGACAACCUUGAGUCACAGUGUAAGAGCUUUAUCAUUGGUAAGGGCUUGGUUGCAAUCUAGUUAUUGUUGCUGUGAUUUAAAAAGAAAUAAAUAACUAUUCUUACUGAAGUGUAUCUGCUCCUUCUGACAGCAUUGUAUUGUGCAAGUGAAACAUGGGGUUGCACCAGAUGAUAGUGCCAGGCAGUAUUUUGACACUGCACAGAUCAGUUUUACACUACACUGUCAAAGUAGUUCAAACUGAAUUGACAUUUUCUAUAGGUUAAAAAUUGGUGAAGGCUUUCCCAGACCUGCAGUAGCAGAAGAGAGGUUGAUGUUCAUAAGUAAAUUCCUUUGAGUUUCAAGUAGGGCAUUCAUUUAGUUACAACUUUGAACCAAACAUUCCCACAACUGUUGCCUAGUAAUUGCUUUUCUUGUAGAAUUUCUUCUUACUAAGCAAUAUAACUUGUAUUUUAAGCCCUUUCUCAUGAUAGAAUUUUGCCUUUUUUUUUUUUUUUUUAGAUUAGAAUAUUCAAGCAUAUCUUUAUUUCGUGUUUCUUCUGGCCCAGUAAGUUAAACGCUUUCUGAGGAGCUUUUAGUCUACUAACUAGGUGUAAAAAUCAUGUGAAGCAGCUUUACAAGUUUUAGUAAUUUUUAUAUUUUAGGCCUCUAUAAACGAUGAACCUUCUCUAAUAUCACUAUUUGUCAACUAUCCUCCCCGCCCCAACAUUACUAAUGCAGACAAGCGCCUCUGUCGCCUCCAUGUCCAUGUGCAUUCUAGGCUGAGUAAUGGUAACCUGGGUCUGUGAGGUUCUGUAAACUAGUGCUAAUGUUCUGUACAUCCUAAACA